Molecule: messenger RNA, 1607 nt
Organism: Zea mays
Lineage: Eukaryota; Viridiplantae; Streptophyta; Magnoliopsida; Poales; Poaceae
Source: RefSeq, a predicted model, not a curated record
UCAGCGGUUCAUCCUCCUUCUCCCCGCCACCGUCUCCUCGUCGUCUCCUCGUCGCACAAGUCAUCACCGACCGUAUCCGCAUCUCGUCGUCCUCACCAUGCCGAUCCGGCGUCAGCGCUAGGGUUAGGGUCUCCUCUGCGCCUUUAUCGCCAUGGCUCCUAACGAAGCCGCUAGCAUCACCACCCCGUCCGAGCCGGAGAGCGUGGGCGGCAGUGAGAUGAGCAGCGAAGACAUGGCCGCCGCCAGUCCGCUCCUCUCGUCGUCCUCCCCCUCCCCUUCCCCCUCCGCAGCCCCGGUGCUGGAGAGCAUAGAGGAACUGGACCGGAAGUACGCACCGUACGCGCGGCGGGACGCGUACGGACCGAUGGGGCUCGGCCCCGUGAGCGCAGCGGAGGCUGCGCGGCUGGCGUUUGCCGCGGUCGUGCUGGUCCCGCUCCGUGUCGUGGCAGGUGUUCUCGUACUCGUGGUCUACUACCUCGUGUGCCGCGUGUGCACGCUGCGGGUGGAGGAGGACCGGGAGGGCGGCGAAGGGGAUGGGUACGCGCGGUUGGACGGGUGGAGGCGGGCGGGGGCUGUGCGGUGCGGCCGCGCACUCGCUCGCGCCAUGUUGUUUGUCUUCGGGUUCUAUUGGAUCCGAGAGUACGACAGCCGCCUUCCCAAUGCUGAGGAUGGCCAUGUGGACCAGUCUAAAGAAAUCGAAAGGCCUGGGGCAAUUGUGUCUAAUCAUGUAUCUUAUGUGGAUAUUCUUUAUCACAUGUCAGCCUCUUUUCCUAGUUUUGUUGCUAAGAGAUCAGUGGCUAGAUUGCCUCUAGUUGGUCUCAUAAGCAAAUGUCUUGGAUGCAUUUUUGUUCAGCGGGAGUCGAAAACACCAGAUUUCAAAGGUGUUUCAGGUGCUGUAUCUGAAAGAAUCCAUCGUGCUCAUCAACAGAAAAAUGCACCAAUGAUGCUACUCUUCCCUGAGGGCACAACUACAAAUGGGGAUUAUCUCCUUCCAUUCAAAACAGGUGCUUUUCUUGCAAAGGCACCAGUUCAACCAGUCAUUUUGAGAUAUCCUUACAAAAGAUUUAAUGCAGCAUGGGAUUCCAUGUCAGGGGCACGUCAUGUAUUUCUGCUGCUCUGUCAAUUUGUAAAUUACCUAGAGGUGGUCCGCUUACCAGUUUACUAUCCUUCUGAGCAAGAAAAGGAUGAUCCUAAGCUCUAUGCAAACAAUGUACGGAAACUGAUGGCAGUGGAGGGAAACUUGAUUCUUUCAGACCUUGGGCUGGCGGAGAAGCGAGUGUACCAUGCCGCACUGAAUGGAUUGUUGUGUCAAAGCUAUUUUGGAUAAAAUUUGGAAAUGAAAGCAGUUAGUUUUUCCUAGUUGUCCCUGUACCAUUGCAGUAGGAGAAAAAGGAAUCAAAUUUUGUUGUCACUAAUCUUUCUCAUUAAAGACCAUCUGUAGAUAACCACACCGUUUUGCUGCAAAGAUCAAAUAGACGUUAAUCAAGCUAGGCAUAGCGUAAAAAAUGCUGUUUUCUUACUCUCGUCACCGCAGUUCAUGUGCUGUGUUUUGAGUUGACAUGAUGUACUUGAUGUGUCCGUUGACUAACAUAUGGUUGUCUAACAUA